Messenger RNA from Didymella exigua CBS 183.55, 1743 nucleotides. RefSeq lists its product as uncharacterized. The record is from RefSeq and is a predicted model, not a curated record. Bases 1 to 1743 code for a protein of 580 amino acids. The transcript has a single exon. Lineage: Eukaryota; Fungi; Ascomycota; Dothideomycetes; Pleosporales; Didymellaceae.
AUGCCACCUCCAGUGCGUCGAGUACAGCUGCCACGGCAGGCAUUGCGGUCGUCUACUAUACGCCCGGCCGAAGCCACAUGUCCUCGUCAAUUCUCGUACAAGCACCCUCGCCAGUUCCUCAUAGCUCAUCCAGGCUCGUCACGGCCUCAGCUGCCAUUCCUCUAUCCUUCAGGCCAGCACCUAUCCAGCGGCCAAGUCGCACGACUGUUCUCGAUAAGCGCCAACCACAAGAAGUUCAUCAAAGAAACUGCGAAACUCAGCGUUCGAUACUCGAUCCUCAUAUUUCUCGUCUCGUCAUGCCUCAGCAUCGCCGGUAUGGGCAUCCUGAGUGAGCAGCAGGAGCGCGCGUUCCCGUCGCCGCAUGAAUGGAGCUUGAUGACAAGGUUUCGCUUCAGAAGAGGAAGAUGGUGGCAGGUGGACGAGAACAACGAAGAAGAGGGUUUCCCCAACUGGGCGCGCGUCUACGAUGAGCUUGACCUUGCGCUCGGUCGAUUGGAGGAUCCAGACAUAGAUGGAGCCGGCCUCGCCGAACAGGAAGAGGGAGGAAUCCUGGUCCCUGGUGUUGGUAAGGCAGGAUUCGACAUAACUGCCAAGAGCGAGGAAUGGAGGCAAGGGUAUUACGAAGUACUGAUAGGCAUGGCUGCAGCAGCAGAACGUCUGGAAGGAUGGGUCACAGACAAGUGGAGAAGGAAUGUUUGGGCGCCCGAGUUUGUCGAGUCGAAGAUCAACCUACGACCCAAAGCCGUGCUGCCGGGUAUGCCAGAAGUACCAGAUGAGGAGAACCGUGUGUCCGCUAGCGACCCACCGGAGACUUUCUACUUGAAAAUCAUCACAACCAAGGGGUUUACCACAAAUCAACGUGUUACGGCUGCCCUUGGCUAUGCCGACUGGCUGAGUUUCAAGAAGCUGCCUGACUCCGCCGAGGAGAUGUAUCGCUGGGCGCUCGACAUCGCCAUGUCAGGUUUGCCGACCGCCGAUCCUUCAACAGUCAUUGACCGUCAGACUGCCGUGCUGUCUGCGACUGCGCCGAAAGAAUUUGUCACUCCCAAUAUCGUGUACGCGGCCACGAAUUUGGCUACGUUCUUCGCAGCGCAAGGGAAGGUGGGCGCUUCAUUGCCUAUUCUCGUUUCGCUUCUCCGCGCUCGUCUCUCUGCCAAAGAAGCGCCAGUCGCGCCAAACAACAAUGCAAAGGACUCGAGUUUGAUGGGCACGAUACUGAGUUUGCUGAAAGAGCCAGCUUACCCGGCAGUGCCGCCAUCCGGAGAUGAGCCACUCAUGCGCAGCGAGAAGGAUCGUUGCGAGGAGGCCGCCCUGAAGAACUACAUCGGCGAGAUCCUCUUUGCUACUGCUCGCUCUUCAGAGCAGCGUCAGCAAGGGCUGUCCUGGAUCCGUGACGGUGUAUCUACUUCGAAAAUUGCGCAAAGCCUGGAUCCGAUCAGCAGCAAUGAUGAGCUACGUAAGAAGUGCGAACAGUGCGAAGAAGUCGGUCUUGAAGCUUGGGGCAAGAUCAUGACAUAUCUUGCAGCAGAUGCUCGGGAGAAGCGGGAUGCUGCCGUCAACGGGGGCCUUCUGACAAGAAUAAUUUGGAAGAUCCGUGGCACACAGAAGCUGGAGGAGGAUGUCGAAAGCUUGGAGGGUGAGGAGGAAGGUGUGGUGAUGAGGCUGAACAAGCUAAGAAGUAAGAUGCUGCGCGAUGAGUACGCAGAGAUGGAUCGCAAGUAUGCGCGUAUCUUCGUCUUCUAG